UUUUCUCUUCUUUUUAUGAUUGUCAUUUCUUCAAAUUGGCGUGAUCUUUCUUCAACGAGAAGAAGAAGAAGAAGAAGAAGAAGAAGAAAAAGAAGAUAUUUACUUUUCCGUCGAAUCACAACUGCGCAUCUUAUCAUUAGUGCUUGGACGUCCUCGGUGUUUAUAGAGGCGAGAGUUAACCGGUCGCUUAGUCAGGUCACGAACAAGACGCAUAAUUCGCGACAGUUUGCCGUCAUCUCGCGUACACAUACGCAUGGGAUCAUGUCGAACAAUCAAACAGAAAGAGCAAUGUCAAGGCUAGAAGACAAUCAGCAUUUUCCAGAAUCAGUGGAAAUUCCAAUGACUGAUGAAACAGCUUCAAGUACAACAAAUGAAAAUAUCGAAGUGCACACAAGACUAACCGCAGAAACAAAUAACAGUGAAGAUGAAUGUAAUGGACAUUCACCAAAUGGAAAAUUGAGAAUUGAUAAACCAAUAUGUUUAACAAUAGAAGACGAUGACAAUCCACCUCCAUAUUCGGCGUUAAUACCACAAAAUCAUGCAGCCUGGUAUUAUAAAUUUUCCCCCGAAAAUAAUUCCAAUACAGUGAGAAAUUCAAUAACUCUAGAACAAUUUCAACAAAGAAUGACCACAUCAAAUCAUCAUCAUAAUAAUGAAACAUGUCCCGACUGCACUAGACCAAAUUCUUUGGAUUCAACAUUUGUCACAUCAAAAUUACACUCAAAUUUCACAACGCCUGAUAAUUUAAGAAUAGGAAAAAUGUCAAAUUUACCUCGCAGAUAUGGUACAAUUUUGAUGGCAGUGAUCGUUGUCUUAUCAUUAAUGGUACUCUCCUUAAUUGUCCGUUUCGUCGUGGAGAGAAGUUUUUCGCGUAGUUAAGACACUUCCUAAUUGUAACAAUUUUUACCAUCUAGUAUAGUUUACAUAAUAAGCCUUUGUAUAAUUACUAUUGCUCAAUAUAGAAUUUUUUUACUCUA
Leptopilina heterotoma is the source of this 977-nucleotide messenger RNA. RefSeq lists its product as uncharacterized. The record is from RefSeq and is a predicted model, not a curated record. The transcript is spliced from 4 exons. The coding region runs from base 16 to 879 and encodes 287 amino acids. Lineage: Eukaryota; Metazoa; Arthropoda; Insecta; Hymenoptera; Figitidae.